This is a messenger RNA of Thermothielavioides terrestris NRRL 8126, 732 nucleotides long. RefSeq lists its product as uncharacterized. The transcript has a single exon. The coding region runs from base 41 to 727 and encodes 228 amino acids. The record is from RefSeq and is a predicted model, not a curated record. NCBI's taxonomy places the organism in Eukaryota, Fungi, Ascomycota, Sordariomycetes, Sordariales, Chaetomiaceae.
UCUUCCCGGGGCCGACCGCAUCGCGAUUCGGACGGGCGCGAUGGUGAUCGCGAACUGCGAGGCGAUCAACUGCUUGCGAAAGGCCGGCGUGCCAGAGGAGCAGCUGCUCCCCGUCCAAGGGGGCGAGAGACUGCCGCUGUUUACGCGGGAAGUUCGCCUCCGGGCGCAACGGGGCGAGGUGCCCCUGGCUGCGUGGCCGCCGGGCCGGCCGCCGUACCCGCACCACAGUCUCGCUGCGCUCUCCGUCCACGUCUGGCCAUCCCUCCAUGCCUUUGUGCCGUUUCCUCACCCGCAGAUCAUGGACACCGGGGUCGUCUACACGGAUGACGAGCCGUACGCGAGCACGCUGGACAUCACGCUCGGCAUGAAAUACGGCCUGCUGAGACUGCGCGACGUGGUCCCGGCGGAGCAAAUGGACGAUGGGAUGAGGUCGUUCUGCGACUACGUCGACGACCGCGAGAAGCACGUGUUCUCGCAUUGCGACGGCGGCCAGCUCAUGUACAACUUUAUCAUCGACGGCAAGGCGCUGCUCUGGAGCGCGCACCUAGGCGGCUACGAGGGCAUCCUGAAGAGCAUCGAGCCGAAGCCCCAGAUUGCGAUCCUGGCGAUCGCCGGGCGAGCCAACCUGGACGGCAGACCGUUUCGCGGGGUCGGCCGCCCAGUUUGCGUCCAAGCUCGUCCGGUGGUUGGGGCAGCCGAGGCAGGUCAUCUGGUGCUUACACGAUGAGAGGU